AUGCCAUUUCGUCACUCUCCACAGAACUGUGUCGGUAUGCGAUUUAGUUUGCUGGAAAUUAUAAUGACCCUGGUGAGAUUACCGAGGAAGUACAAGCUGGAACGCACCAAGGAAACAGCGGCGAGUUACGCAGCAUGUCAAUGGUUGGAUGGUACAGCAAUCCAUACCCCUCCUCCCUCCCUAACAGAUCGCGCUGUAAUCUCAAAUCGUGUCGCUCCCGGGUCAUAGACUAAUUUGAAGACAUCAUAACAUGUUUAAGAACAAUUGUAGCCUCUAAGCAGUUUUUGCAACGGCGGUCACUUAGUUACCUGAAGAACCUUCAGGGACAUAUGUUCUAGCUGUUCAUGUCUUCCUUUCGUUCACAUGACUUGCUAGAUUCGCUCAGCUCUCGCCUGAGAGGCCGGCGGUGGUCAGUGGUCAGACUGCAGUGAUCAUUAAUCCAUUUGUAUCUUCGGUGAGGCUAACUUAAUUAUCAUUUUUUUACUUUCUAGGUUCCAUUAGGCUUUGUUGUUGAUACUCUCCUUACCUGCCCACAAGCACAAAUUAUGCAGAAAGUCUUACCCAGAACUUAA
Messenger RNA from Pocillopora meandrina, 572 nucleotides. The record is from the annotation of a GenBank genome assembly. Lineage: Eukaryota; Metazoa; Cnidaria; Anthozoa; Scleractinia; Pocilloporidae.